AUAUUAUCUAUAACCUUUUUGAUGUCAACUUUUUAAUAUUUACCACACUUGACAGAAGACACAAAGAAAAACAAAAUCGUACAUUUAUUCAAUUUUGAUAGAUCAAUAAAUUUCGGGAUUUUUUCCAAUUGUUUAUAUUUUAUGUAAUAUUUUGUAAGUAGCGACUCAAAAUUAUCAGUUACCUCUGGAAAAAGCUUGCUAUGGACGAAGACAAUGCUAAUGAGCCCGAACCAACCACAAGUAAGAAGGACUGCCAAAAAGGAACCUCAGGCCACGAACUUGACAAAAAAGGUAAUGACGAACGAAGCUCGAACAGCGAUACCUGGUCUUCAGCCGGCAGCUACUCCGUGAAGAGUAGACUGGAUAUGGCUGACGGUAGAACGGAUGGUCCUAAACCAAUAACCAAGAGAGAAUCUAAGAUGAAGGACAGACGAAAGAAGAUCCGUGGCGACAGGCGGCGUCGAGGUAGAAUCGAGAAGAGAAAGCGGUCCGAAGUCCGGAGGCAGGUGGUUCGAAGACCACCGAAAAGAAAGCCCAGGAUGGACAGACGGAGAGAGUUGUCAGUAUCGACUAUCUUCACAAGGCUAUCCCCCGGGAGCACACGCAGGGCCAGGAGCCCCACCUGUCAAUAUUGUGGACAUCGUUGCUGCCUUAAAAGAUACUGUCAAAAGACUAAAAGAGUACGGUUCAAGAGGAUCAGGAAAAAUAAAAAGCUUGGAAAAAAGAGAAAGAGGACGCUGCCUUCAGAAUGCAUACAGACUGGGUCUCGUAGUGUGAUGCUGUCUCCGUUGUUCGUGAACACCAAUUCGACUCCUGUGUCUGAAGAGACUAAGGAAGACGAGAGAUAUAUUGAGAUCACUCCAGAGAUUAUUUACGCAAGUCUCAGAAGACUGACUAUGUGGCGGGAAGGAGUGGAGACAGGAACUCUUUUAGAUUUCAUAAAGCGCAAUUAUCCAGUGGACUCCGAUAUGAAACGACUGCAGGAUGAAUUGCGCGGGAAACUGCGCGUCGCUGUUCUUGUAGGUUUGGUAACACAACUAUCUGAGGAGAUGUGGAGCUUGUCCAGUGCGUUGAAGAAACGAAGGUUGACCAGGACGCACGUGUCGCUGUUCUGGAAAAUAUAUGCCGACACUAUGAGUCCCGUCGCCAGGAAAGGAGUUACUACCCUGGAACCAGAUAGAGAGGAUACACAGACCAACACAGCUUUAGCAUUCGACGAAUUCGCUUACGACGACAUAGUAUAAAAAUUUUGUACAAAAAAAUCAUUAGAACCAAUCUAAUUAUAUUUAAAAUUUCAUUAAAAAAUCGUAAAUACACACCUAUUUUUAAAUAUUCU
Manduca sexta (tobacco hornworm) is the source of this 1336-nucleotide messenger RNA. RefSeq lists its product as uncharacterized. Bases 201 to 1244 code for a protein of 347 amino acids. The record is from RefSeq and is a predicted model, not a curated record. NCBI's taxonomy places the organism in Eukaryota, Metazoa, Arthropoda, Insecta, Lepidoptera, Sphingidae. The transcript has 7 exons.